AUGGAUUUCAUGUGUAAAGCAGUGCAUGACGCCCUCGCUUGCCUGCGUGGGUCAUGCAUGAUAAUAUUAGAGAUGGAUUUGUGCAUUCGUAUUAUAAAAUUCUUUGUGUAUUUCUAUAUUCUCUACAUUGCGUUUCGGUCAGUAUAUUCCUUCACCAUGAAGUUCUUAAUCAUUUCCUUGGCUUUGCUUGCAACGUGCAUCGCUGCUCCUCAAGGAUAUAAUCUAGCAGCGCCCUCUGGAAGAGGAUUUUCCCAUGGCGUUCAAGGUGGAGGAGGUUCCUCCAGUGGCGGAGGCAGAGGAUUCUCUGGAGGAAGUGGAAUCUCCGGCGGUGGAGGUGGACUUUCCGCCAAUGGAGGAAGUGCAUUCUCCGCCGGUGGAGGGUCUUCAUCUGGACAAGGUUAUGGGGGCGGAGGUUCCGGGGGAGCCUGCAGAGAAGGCGAGAUCCUACACGUAGACGGAUCGUGCGUCGUUCCCAUCGUUACAAGAAAUGUGUUCGUUUACGAUGCUCCCGAACAGCCUCAAGGGGAAAGUGGACCUCCACCAAGUAUUCCACCGCCGAGGGUGGAUCACAAUAUCCUGUUCGUACGCAUUCCUGAAGAAGGCCCAGGACCCGAACCCAUCAUUGUUCCACCACCAAAACAGGAAAACAUUGUCUACGUUCUAAACAAGAGCGGAGGUGACGGAGGCCAGCGCGUGAUCGAGGUGACAGUUGCACCUCCUUCAAAUCCUGAGGUAUAUUUCGUCAACUACGAAGAGGGAGAAAAUCCCACUCUUCCUAUUGGAGUGGAUCUUCAGACUGCUCUCCAGGCAGCUGCUGAAGCCGGCGGUCAGGUUAUCGGAGGCUCCGGAGGUGCUGGGGGAGGAAUCGGUGGUGGCGCUGGAGGACUUGGAGGCGGUUCUGGUGGCGCCGGAGGAUUUGGAGGCGGUUCCGGUGGGGCCGGAGGAUUUGGAGGCGGUUCCGGUGGCGCUGGAGGAUUUGGAGGCGGUUCCGGAGGUGCUGGAGGAUUUGGAGGCGGUUCCGGUGGCGCCGGAGGAUUUGGAGGUGGAUUUGGUGGCAGCGGAAGUGGAGGUGCUGGUGGUCAUGGAAUUGGCGCUGGUGCUUUUGGCGGUAAUGGGGGUAGCGGAAGGGCUUCAGGCAGUGGUCUCUAUGGUCCUCCAUCUUAGAGUUUUUUUCGAAAUGGAGUUUUAUACCAAAAAAGGAGAUGGAAUGAGAUUUCAUCUAAUUUUAAUUCGUUUUGUUACCUGUUGCUUGUUUCUGUAAUGAUAAAUAAAAUG
Messenger RNA from Penaeus vannamei (Pacific white shrimp), 1275 nucleotides. The record is from RefSeq and is a predicted model, not a curated record. NCBI's taxonomy places the organism in Eukaryota, Metazoa, Arthropoda, Malacostraca, Decapoda, Penaeidae.